AUGGAGCCUAGACAAAACUCAGACAUGGUUCAAGCUGUGAUAGAGGAGAAGAAAGAAGAUACAGGUAGGGACGAAGAAGAACAAGAUCAAACCCCGGAGAAACUUCGUAUCGAUAAUAGUGACGACGAUUUAGACUCAAGCGUGGCGCUUAACGCGUUUAUAAAAACCGCCCACGACGACGAGGUCUGGGAAACAUGCCCGGCCCAGACAUACUAUUAUUUAGAUGAGGUUGUUGUGGCCUCGAGGAAAGAGUUGCGGAGCCGUUGCAAACGUUGCACGGCGUGUAAACUAGUAAAAACAAUUUUAAACAUAGCAUGCCUAUUACAAAUGAGAGUGGUCCGAUCUAUCUUAGAGCCUGAGAGCAAUCUGAUCGGUAAAUUUGAGCCUCUACAUGAUGAGUCGGAUGAAUUAACGAACUUUGCUGACACGUACCAAAGAUCUCCCCAGGAAGUUGUGCCUUCACCUCCAGCAUUAUAUUUAGAUAUUGCAAAAGAAACGCAAUAUGUCGUUGAGGUGAGGUGGACCUGGGUAGCGAAGGCGAUGAAAUACGCCCUCACUGCGGCCAUUAAAAUGAAAAAACAACACAUAAAAGUGACACGGUUAAGCUUGAAACAUCACGUUAACAUUUUGAACCAGUUAGCUAAUUACAUGGGCCACAUAUUUAAGUACCCGUACGUGGAACCGAUAUAUGAAAUUCCGACUGGCUUUUUCUUUUUCAACCAUUCUUUAGAAAUGUCGAUAGAGGAUGUCGUAACGGAAACGAUAGCGACCCAUCACCGUUAUAAAAUUAAUAAGAACCCCAGCGAAAUAGCUCAGUUUAUAAAGGCUUCAAGAGUGCUUGGUGCCUACCUAGAAUCUAGAGCAAGAGGCAGGAAAGCUACCCACUACGCCAUUCGGGUCGGGUACACGAAAAUAAUAUGGCAAAUGUUUAACAGCGCGGCCUCCAGCGGUGUUCGAGGGGAUUCUGGUAAGCGCGCCCAUUGCGCGUACCUCGAGUCCAAGCAACGAUUCAGUUCGCGCGCAGGAGUCUGCCCAACCUCCCACUUUGGA
This is a messenger RNA of Iphiclides podalirius (scarce swallowtail), 1050 nucleotides long. Lineage: Eukaryota; Metazoa; Arthropoda; Insecta; Lepidoptera; Papilionidae. The record is from the annotation of a GenBank genome assembly.